AUGCAGAACGCGGAAGGCCAGGUACAGCAGGACGGCGCGUCCGCGUUGCACAGGGUCCUCUGCGCGGAAACGUUCGCGGAGAAGGAGCGCAGGCUCUCCGAGAUGAUCCUGCAACUGCAGCUGCUCAGGGAACAAUUGCUGCAACAGCAAGAUCAGUCGAAGCCGCCGAUCGCUACACCAGCGGUGAGGUGGUUGGCAAAAGCAUUUACCCACGCUCACCGUAGAAAAUUUCUUCAGCUCAGCCGCACGUGGACGUUGCACAUGAUGUUGCGCGAAACGCGUCCAUGUACAAAAAUCAGAAGACAGUUCGAAGAUCGAUUCUCUUACGCGGGUCAUAGAUCCCCGCCGGUCGAGCUGCCCCGCGAUCUAGCAGCGCGGGAUUUAUUUUCGGCUAAUCGAGGCCAGCAGAGAAAUUGA
Messenger RNA from Heterotrigona itama, 417 nucleotides. Lineage: Eukaryota; Metazoa; Arthropoda; Insecta; Hymenoptera; Apidae. The record is from the annotation of a GenBank genome assembly.